AUGUCGCUGGUUAAUAGUUCGGCACUGAAGUUGAACACUGUUGACUCUGUACACCAGGAUGACAUCUUUGUGCACGCACAGUUACAGUACCUAGGCUCCGGAAAUGGUGGACACUCAGUACGGACUCACAGAAAUAUUCGGACCGCGGUCGAGUAUCUGAAAGGCCGGCGAGCCGCACGAAACUUCGUGAAGGCAUGUUGGGAGAGGGCCUUGGCGAUCUCCCCGCAAGCGUUUAUUUUCCUGAGUGCCUCAUUCACGCAUCACCGCCUGUUAAGGAGAGGACAAUACGCCUGCCAACAUCUGACCGAUCUCCUGAAGCGAGAUCAGAGUAAGAUUGACCAGCACGCAGAGUUAUCAUCUCUCAGCGCACAGUAUUUGAAUGACCUUAAACAGCUAGCUCAGGCUGACAUGUUUGACAAUCCAAAACGCACCAGGCGGUUACAUCGACAAGCGCCCCGGACAAAGAACCCCACAAGGGCUCAAGAAGAGCUGUCGGCGCCAUAUGAGCCACCUACACAUCAUGAUGAGCCUGCUGUUUCAACAUGGCUGGACUACUUCCACAAGGAGCCAGCGUUUCUGAUACAUCUGGACCCUGCUUUGGACUUCUCGAAACUGAAACUACUGACAUCUGCCACUGAAGAUCUGCAUACUUUUUGGAAGACACACACGACGUGUCUACCUACGAUUGUGCCGGCAGCAGCAUGCUGGCGGGAAACGCCGCCAACGUUUGAACAGCUCUGGGUCGAAACGUUGAAGAUCAAAGCAAAUAAUCAUCGGGUCUACGAACAGGGCGAACAGUCAACCAAUGCUGCGCUUGCGUUCUGUCAGAUGGCGAGACCGAAUCACGACAAUCCUAUUUGCAUUAUUGGGAUGGAGCCUCCUGCAUUGGUCCGAUUCCGAACGUUCGGGGGCUGUGCUCAACUUCAUCAGCGAGUGACAACGCACUUGGAACAACGCAUGGUGUUCAAUAUGACGCCAAAAUUCUCGUUCGUCGACUUGCAUAUAGACUAUGGCAAAGAUGGUAUCUCUGCUACCUUACACGAAUGCGAAAAGGUGUGGGUGAUGUAUCCUCCGACGCCUCACAACCUGCAGUGGAUGGCCGAGCACAGGGGCCAACAAGCCAAACUGAGACAGGGCAUGGCGGUCUUGGAAGGGGGUGUGGUUGCGCACACGACUUCGGCGGAAGCGGUCUACUUACCGGCGGUAUGCCUGCAUGCUGUCUUCACCGUUGCCGGUGGGUUCCUGGUCUCGAUCGAUUGUACCACUCAGAGGUCAGUAUGGCCGUUUGCACAAUACCUCCGAUACAACAUGCAAGCGGAGCUGGAAGCCAACGAGCAGCGAAACUGCUAUUUCUUCUUCCUGGAUUCUCUCGACGUGGCGUUGCAGAAUGCCGGGGCGAGGGAUGCCUUGCGUGCAUGGGUCUCGGUAGAAAAUCUCCUCCAAAUGAAGAGAAAGAAAGACCGAGGGUGGGUUCGUGCGGCACGAAAGGUAUGGGAGGACUACCUGAAGGCUGACCCGAUUAUUGAUGUUGAAUGUCCCUGCCAGGGCGCAAUCAGCCCCUCCUUUCUUGAGCAUCUGAAGGACCGGCAUUUACGUUGGCUAUUCAAUGAUACUGCUGAGGGCCCUACCAAACCCAAUUCGAGUGCCGAAUCUGGGUCCAGGAACAUCAGGGGAGGUUCCGCCACCGGAAUAAGACGAAUUUCACGUGGAUGA
Messenger RNA from Exophiala oligosperma, 1713 nucleotides. RefSeq lists its product as uncharacterized. The transcript is spliced from 3 exons. NCBI's taxonomy places the organism in Eukaryota, Fungi, Ascomycota, Eurotiomycetes, Chaetothyriales, Herpotrichiellaceae. Bases 1 to 1713 code for a protein of 570 amino acids. The record is from RefSeq and is a predicted model, not a curated record.